This is a messenger RNA of Truncatella angustata, 1258 nucleotides long. RefSeq lists its product as uncharacterized. The record is from RefSeq and is a predicted model, not a curated record. Bases 164 to 814 code for a protein of 216 amino acids. The transcript is spliced from 3 exons. NCBI's taxonomy places the organism in Eukaryota, Fungi, Ascomycota, Sordariomycetes, Amphisphaeriales, Sporocadaceae.
GGCGUAUUGGAUCGGAUGGACAGGUGACCAACGUCGAAGAUAUAAACUCACGGGGAUCCCGUUCGUUGCGCACUUGUGGUUCAGCUUCAGUUCAGCAAGUACCAAGGAUCCCUCGACUACCCGAGAACAUCGGCAGUCACAUCCCUCAAGCCUGAUCAUAAUCAUGAAGUCCAUCUUCAAGGUUGUGGGCAUUCUGGCCCUGAUCUCAUCGGUCACUGCGGCACCCGCUUCUGCGCCGAACACUGUCCAGGAGCGAACACCCGAGCCCAGCCCUGGUGGCAUUCCCACGACGGCCAAUGCCAAAACUCAGUUGGCCGCCUUGAGUGUUGUCACACAGGUCGAUGAUGGCACCUACGACCGUGACUUGUUCCCUCAUUGGAUCGAGAGCGGCGGUUGUAGUACUCGAGAGUCUGUCCUCAAACGCGAUGGCACUGGUGUGACUGUCGGUUCCGACUGCUACCCAACAGCUGGAUCGUGGAGUAGCCCUUAUGACGGUGCAACAUGGACUGCACCGUCCGACAUUGAUAUUGAUCACAUGGUUCCUCUGAAGAACGCUUGGCUCUCUGGUGCGAAUUCAUGGACGACAUCGAAGCGCCAGAGUUUUGCCAACGACUUGACUCGACCUCAGCUUUGGGCUGUAGCGGAUAACGUCAACCAAUCAAAGAGCGACAAGAAUCCUGCCAACUGGAAACCACCGUUGACCUCUUUCUACUGCACUUAUGCCAAGAGUUGGGUUGCUGUCAAGUAUUAUUGGGAUCUUACCAUAACAAGCAGUGAGAAGACAGCUCUGACUAGUAUGCUGAACACUUGUUGAGGGGUUCUGCUUCAGUCUGUGUGUGGAGUUUGACUUCAUCCUUGAAAAUAUUCCCGGUAUAUUUUAUGCUUGUUUUCUGUCAAUUAGCACGCAGAAACAUGAGGUGGUCCCGAUUAUCAUCACGGUAGUAGACAUGUCGAAUCUGCCUGUGGGCCUUCUAUGCGAGUUUUUGCUGCAAAAUAGCACUUUUCAUCAUGAUAAUACGUUUCAAAUGUCACUUGCAAUUACUCAAGGGCCACGCUCUAUGGCCAAUUCGUUGGAUGUCUACAGAUACUGAUCAGCCUUGGGGAAUCUUGUGAUCUGGGACUGGAUGGUAAUAGGCGUGAAGAACCAGGAAUACGUUUCAAACGCUCGAGACUCUGUUGACUGGUUGACUUGGGGAUAUACCUGAUUUUCGCCGCUCUUCUUCUCAUUUAGGUAUAUUUUGAUCAGCCACGCAAACAC